AUGCUGUCCUCGCUGCUGUCCCGGACGCCCAAGUGGCUCCGCUUCAAAAAAAUCCACUACUACCUCAUCCCGCUAGUGGCAUUGGUGGUGUGGUGGGGCAUGCUUAUAGCCUUGAUGCUGGCCUGGUCCAUCCAGGGCCACCCCAUGUACGCCUUCAUGGAUGAGUACCAGAAACCCGUCUACAUCUCCGACAUUGGCGCCACAAACCUCCAGCCUUUGUUUAUCUCGUGCACGGGGUUCCAGCUUAUAUUCUUUGUGGGCACCUUGUUGAUGGAGUUUGUUUUGCGGAGAAUGAGGAAGUUGCAGCCGUACGUGUCCAACAAACAGAACUGGUUUGCCAUCGUCAGCAUCAUCUGUGCCUUAAUUGGCCAGUUGGGUAUUCUCAUGGUGGCCAUCUUCAACACCAACGCCUUCCACGCGGUGCACAUCACCAUGGUGGCUGUGUUCAUCUUCUUCAUCUUCUGGGCGUGUUUCUUCAACUUCCUCAAUUCCUUCAUUUUCGGCAAUUUCCCGCUGAGAUUGCACCCCAACCACGAGAAAGUCAUUUUUGGCAAGCACCGCUGGGCUAACUUGUACAUGGUGUCUUUCAUCUUCAAGCUCAUCUGGCUCAUUGCCGCUGUGGUUUUGGCUGCUUUCUUUGGCUACUACAUGAAACACGGCCAGGAUUCAAAAUCCGCCGCUUUCGAAUGGACCAUCUCCUUCUGGUACGGUCUUUUGCUUAUCUUCUGGGCCAUCGACCUCUUCCCAUCCGCCGUGAAACACUACAGAGUGCACCACCCGGAGGAGUACGACACGGAGUUUGUCGACAGCCACAAGCAGGAAACCACCCAGGUGGGCGGCCACAAUUCGUUCCAGCCUAUUCCUAAACGCCAUUCUUCCAGUUCUGGCAUCGACGACACUACCUUGAACCUGCCUCCUAGAGCAGCGCAUUUGCACGAGCCCAACUCCGUCAAUGUGAACCCCUACGACGGCGCCAUCACCGUUCCAGUGCAAGAGCCCGACCAGGAGUUCCAGGAUGCGUACAAGAGCCAGGUUCCUCCACAACAGACAUACACGGGCGACGCCCGCGUGCACGAAAUACCAGAACCAGUCUUCAACGCCAUGCUUCUGAAGAAAAGACUCUCGCUGGGGCUCACGGCAACCCACAAGGUUUUCGUCCGUUCCCGCCACGGCGGAUGCACGAAAAUCGUCAGAGAACACUACCUCCGUGGCGAUAUACCGUGCUACUCCAAGCUCUGCAGAAUCUGUCCAGAAGUAGUCCAGCCUGAUGCCCAGGGCAAUUUGCCUGAAUUCAUACUUUCCGACUCGCCGUUGAAGCUCAAGGACGGCGUGGGCCACUACGUCAUUGUCGACACCAACGUGGUGUUGCAGGCAAUCGAUCUUUUGGAGCAUCCGGACUGUUUUUACGAUGUCAUCAUUCCUCAGGUUGUGCUUGACGAGGUGAAGAACCGGUCGUUCCCGAUUUACCAGAGGCUCCGUGCGCUUGUGAAGGCCGCCGACAAGCGGUUUGUUGUAUUCCACAACGAGUUCAGGGAGGACACUUUUGUGACCAGAAUGAGAAACGAGUCCAUCAACGACAGAAACGACAGGGCCAUUCGCCGCUGUGUCAAGUGGUACAAGGACCAUUUGAACGUGAAGAACAGCGCCACGCCGGUGAACAUCGUGUUUGUGUGCAACGACCGUGAAAACAGAGAAAAGGCGAUUGCUGACGGCUCCGAUGCCAGAUCGCUUGUUCAGUACAUCGAGAGCUUGCCUGAAGGCGAGGAGCUCCGGGACUUGAUCCCGACGGAAAACGAGUCGUUCGACAAGAACGCCAACGAGAUCUCGUUCCCCGAGUACUACUCCACCUCGAGAACCAUGGCAGGCAUCAAAAACGGCACCUUGUACCAGGGUGUGAUGAAUAUCUCCGCAUACAACGUCUUGGAGGGCUCGCUCAGCACGCCAGCGUUUAAAAAGCCGUUGUUGGUUGUCGGCACGCAUAACCUUAAUAGAGCGUUCAACGGCGACCUUGUCAUUGUGGAGUUGCUUCCUAAGGAUAAGUGGAGAGAGCCUUCGUCGACCAUUGUGGAGGAAAGCUCCAUCGGUGCAAACGACAAUGCCGAGGGUGAUAGCAAAGAAAGCGUUAUUUCCGAUAAAGAGCGCCGUGUGUUGGCCCAAGAGGCAGUGAAGGCUACAUCUGCUCACGAAAGGAAACUCCAACCUACAGCCAGAGUGGUUGGAAUCACAAGAAGAUCCUGGAGAUUCUACGUGGGUCAGAUCGCCCCAUCCUCGGUUUCCGUGGAGGAGGACACCGGAAACUCCUCCAAGACCUGUUUUGUCAUUUUGAUGGACAAGCUUCUCCCCAAAAUCCGUAUCAAGACCAGAAAGGCCAAGGACCUUCUAGGGCAGAGAAUCGUGGUUUCUGUGGACUCGUGGCCUGCCGAUUCGAAGUACCCACAGGGCCAUUUCGUGAGGAGUUUGGGUGAGAUUGAAAGCGUACAAGCCGAAACGGAGGCCUUGCUUUUGGAGCACGAUGUGGAGUACAGACCGUUCUCCAAGGCCGUUUUGGACUGUUUGCCCAAGGAGGGUGAAAACUGGGUCGUUCCUGAGAAAUUGGACACCGACAAGCAGUUGAAGCAGAGAGUGGACUUGAGAGACAAGCUUGUGUGUUCCAUUGAUCCUCCAGGAUGUGUGGAUAUCGAUGAUGCUCUUCAUGCAAAGCAGCUCCCCAACGGCAACUACGAAGUUGGUGUCCAUAUCGCCGAUGUUACCCAUUUCGUGAAACCCAAUACCGCCUUGGACAACGAGGGUGCUUCUCGUGGUACCUCUGUGUACUUGGUCGACAAGAGAAUCGAUAUGUUGCCCAUGCUUUUGGGUACGAACUUGUGUUCUCUUAAGCCCUACGUCGACAGAUUUGCCUUUUCGGUGAUCUGGGAAGUGGACGAGAACGCCAACAUCGUCAAGGUGGACUUCAUGAAAUCGGUGAUCAAGUCCAGAGAAGCGUUUUCGUACGAGCGUGCUCAGAACAAGAUUGACGACGAGUCCCAGCAGGACGACCUCACCAAGUCCAUGAGAAUCCUCCUCAAACUCUCGAAAAAGCUCAAACAAAAGAGAUUGGACGCUGGUGCGUUGAACUUGGCUUCUCCAGAAGUCAAGGUGCACAUGGACAGCGAGACGUCUGAUCCUGGCGAGGUUGAAAUCAAGAAAUUGUUGGAAACCAACUCCUUGGUCGAAGAGUUCAUGUUGUUUGCCAACAUCUCCGUGGCACGCAAAAUCUACGAGGCAUACCCACAAACGGCCAUGUUGAGAAGACACGCUCCACCUCCAGCCACAAACUUCGAGGAGCUCAAUGAGAUGUUGAGAGUGAGAAAGAACGGCAUGUCCAUUUCUCUUGAAUCCUCCAAGGCGUUGGCCGAUUCCUUGGACCGCUGUGUGGAUGACAAGGACCCCUACUUCAAUACGCUUUUGCGUAUCAUGUCCACCAGAUGCAUGAUGGCAGCGCAGUACUUCUCGUCUGGUUCCUACGGAUACCCCGAUUUCAAGCAUUACGGUUUGGCUGUUGAUAUCUACACGCAUUUCACCUCGCCCAUCAGAAGAUACUGUGAUGUUGUUGCACACAGACAACUUGCAGGUGCCAUAGGCUACGAGAACUUGGACUUGAGCCACAGAGAUAAGCAGAAGAUGGAGAUGAUUGUGCGGAACAUCAACAAAAAGCACAGAAACGCCCAGUUUGCCGGCAGAUCGAGUAUUGAGUACUACGUUGGCCAGGUGAUGCGGAACAAUGAGUCUGACCAAGAGGGCUACAUCAUCAAGUGCUUCAACAACGGUAUUGUGGUGCUUGUGCCGAAGUUUGGUAUCGAGGGUUUGAUCAAGUUGGAGGUUCUUGGCGACGUGAACACGGCAGAGUACAACGAAGACAAGUACGAGUUGACGUUUACUGAUUACAAGGGUAAGAAGAAGACGGUUGCCGUGUUUGACAAGGUGACUGUUGAGGUGAAGUCUGUGAAGGAUGAGGUGAGCGGCAAGAGAAAGGCUCAGUUGAGUUUGGCAUGA
This is a messenger RNA of Candidozyma pseudohaemuli, 4032 nucleotides long. Its product is annotated as exosome catalytic subunit. Gene Ontology annotation, cellular component: nuclear exosome (RNase complex); cytoplasmic exosome (RNase complex). Gene Ontology annotation, biological process: rRNA catabolic process. Gene Ontology annotation, molecular function: 3'-5'-RNA exonuclease activity; endonuclease activity; RNA binding. The record is from RefSeq and is a predicted model, not a curated record. Lineage: Eukaryota; Fungi; Ascomycota; Pichiomycetes; Serinales; Metschnikowiaceae. Bases 1 to 4032 code for a protein of 1343 amino acids. The transcript has 2 exons.